AUGUCCAUAACCCUCGACGACCGCGACUCCAGUUUCGCUUAUGAUGGUUCAUGGUUUCAUGGCGGUCAAGCCCAAUUCGAAUAUGAUAACACUACCACAGGAACGAAUACGGCAGGUUCAAUGGCCUUGUUGAAUUUCACCGGGGUCAGCGUUGGCGUCUUUGGUACCAUUGGUCCCAUAAAUUAUGGGGGCCAAGAUGUGGGAGCCCCGAUAUCAUCAUACCAGGUUGAUGAUCAACCUGCGGUGACCUUUACAGCUCCUGCACAAGGGGGGACUCUAUUUCACUACAACUUUUUUACUUCGCCAACAUUGGGCAAUGGUCCACACCAAUUAAUAAUCACCAACCUCAACCAAAGCAGCUAUCUUUGGCUAGACUAUGUUCAGUAUACCCCGUCGUCAGGUAAGAUUUUCCAUAUCAUGAAACAUGAAACUUGGCAUAUCUGA
Suillus paluster is the source of this 444-nucleotide messenger RNA. RefSeq lists its product as uncharacterized. Lineage: Eukaryota; Fungi; Basidiomycota; Agaricomycetes; Boletales; Suillaceae. Bases 1 to 444 code for a protein of 147 amino acids. The transcript is spliced from 2 exons. The record is from RefSeq and is a predicted model, not a curated record.